Messenger RNA from Anoplopoma fimbria (sablefish), 2504 nucleotides. It is a transcript of the gene mtfr1, whose product is annotated as mitochondrial fission regulator 1. Lineage: Eukaryota; Metazoa; Chordata; Actinopteri; Perciformes; Anoplopomatidae. Gene Ontology annotation, biological process: mitochondrial fission; aerobic respiration. The record is from RefSeq and is a predicted model, not a curated record. The transcript has 8 exons. Gene Ontology annotation, cellular component: mitochondrion. The coding region runs from base 128 to 1132 and encodes 334 amino acids.
GCCCACAUGGACACAAGGUGGAAAAACUAAAAAAAACUUCUAGAGUCAGUUUCGAUGACAGUUUGGUGAUGAUGCCCUUGGUGUUGGGGCAUGUGUCCGUCUGCCCUUGUGAAACACAUCAACAGAAAUGAGUGAGGACAACGCACGGAUCCAGAUGGACCUGGCUUUUGGAUCAGCCAAGUCCUACGGGUCCUCCAGAAGUAUUGUGAGGAGAAUAGCUUCUAGUCUUCCUAUUAAUCCCUGCCCUAGGGUUCAUUUUCAGCUUUAUCCGUACAAUGAGGACAAUGGUGUAAUGAUUAGCACCAGGAGGCAGAGCGGCUUGGUGGCCUCUCUGGCCGAUGUCGCCUGGAUUGACGGGGAUGAGGAGGACGACGAAGACUCUUUUGGCAGAUCCAGGUCAGCGAUCCCGCCCGGAUUCGUGUUUCGAGCCCGCCAGCCUCAGCCUCAUCCUCAGAGACAACCCUUAACCCGCCAGAGGUCACUACCAAGCAUACACCAGGGGGCUCCGGAUCCCCAGGGGCCAACAGCCGCCAACGAUGAGGCCAUUCAGAAGAUCGGUGCGUUGGAGACGGAACUUGCAAAACUCAGAGCUCAGAUAGCACUAAUCGUAUUGGCUCAAGAAAAGAACACACAGCCAGCUGCUACCGCUGGGAUACCUCCACCUCCCCCUCCACCCUGUGGCACCCUGCCUCCCCCUCCCCCACCGCCGCCUCCUCCUCCACCACCACCACUACCUCCACCCUUUAGUAUUCAGCGGACAUUUUCUGCCAUUGACUUGAUAAAGGAGCGCAGAGGGAAGAAGACAGACAGCCAGACGGGUUUGGACUCAAAGCAAGCAGAAGUCCCCAGCAUGCUUGAUGUCCUGAAAGACAUGAGCAAAGUCAAACUGCGAUCAGUCAAAAGUCGGCCAGCGGACGGUGAUGCCAAAGUGAAGUCCUACGAGCCUGUAGACGCUGCUUCUCUCAUCGCCGAGGCCCUGAAACGCAAGUUUGCCCAUCGCUAUCGACACGACAGUGAACGAGGUGACAAGGACGAUUUCAAACUUCCCGAGCCAGAAGUGAAACCUCAAACUGAAACCCCUUUGUUUGGGCAGCACAUGUUAAAAUCAACUGGGAAAAGGAAGUUGCUGUGAACAGCUGAUUCUAGUCUCGAGAUCCAGAUGUGUUGCGGACACUUUGAAGUGCCUUAUCACAUCCUAAAUAUGCUUCUGUGGAAGAACAAGGGAUUCUGCCUGAAGUAGAUGACAGUCUGCUCCAAGUAUCAGUCAUCUCACAGUGUUGUAUCCAAGUCAUCUUCAACAUCUGUUUUUUUGCACUUUUCUAAAUUAUAAUAUUAGCUUUCUGUUAUUCAAACAUGAUUGUUUUUGUUUAACCGAAUGUCUUUCUUUUGUUUGUUUUUGUGUUGAAUAGUUUAAGCGUCUGUCCUGAUUUAAAGUGUCAGAGGAAACACUACAGAAUUGAUCAACCUUAUUAGUUUUAUUGCUCAAUCAUAACUAAGAUUUUUUUUUGUUAAACUUGUUGCACAUCACAUAUUUGGUCAUGUUUGCAUUCCCUUUUUAAGGGGUCUGUGAAAGCUGAAGGGUUCUUCUACCACAGAAGAAAGGGAGCACUUUCUUACUUGAGGAAUAUUGUGCUGUAUUGUUUAUACAUGUAUAAUAGACUAAUUUAUGAUUGUGAUCCUUCUAUUUAUGUUGUGGUUUUAGUUGAUGAUUAAGAUUUGAACAGGUAAUUAUGUCCUAGAUUUGUCCAUUAUUAAUUCCAGGUGGCUUUUAGAGGAUUUUGUACUUUAUCCGUUGAGCCUGUGUGAGUUGUGUCACAGUUGCCAGUCUUGCCGAGGCUUGUGUCUCUUUAGUUUUAGUUGACAUUACUUUUCUCUUUAGUACGAUCUGUUAAGGAGCCAAAGACAUUCCAGUGAUGAUCUGCUAGAUUCUGCCUUACACUGCCAAAUAUCUUUUUUUUUCUCCUCACUCCCAUUUAAGAUGAUUCUUAAAUAAUGAGGAAAACCGACACUGUAACUGAAGCAAAGUUCACAUUUCUUGUUUAGGUUAUUGACGUUACAGGCGAAUAUGCAAUGUUUUGUUGCUUUAUCUUUUUCUUGGAUAAGAUUCUUUUAGAUGCUUUCCCAGAAUUUAAGACUAAAGAAAAAAAAAUAUCAUGGUAUUUUCACAUCUAGUUUCUAUAUUAAAAACAUUUAAGUAAUGGGUCCUAAGGUACCCAUUGUUAUAAGUAUUCCAAAGGUGUAAAAUUAUGCUUUUGUGCCAGUAAUCAUCACAUUCUAAUGCCUCAGUUGGAAAAAGACACAUCGACACCUCGGGGACCUUUGAGGUUUUUAGCUAUUUGUUCAAAGUAACUGAUUGCACAUUGUUUCCAGUGUAGUUGCUGCUUCAAGUCAACUCUACUAAUAUUACCUUUUUAUUGGGGAACGUGGACUGCAUGUGUCAGAAGGAUGUUGUAGAAAAAUUGUUAACUUAAAUUGUCUAAUCUCUAAAUAAAAGUUUAUGUUCU